Molecule: messenger RNA, 3095 nt
Organism: Pseudo-nitzschia multistriata
Lineage: Eukaryota; Bacillariophyta; Bacillariophyceae; Bacillariales; Bacillariaceae
Source: the annotation of a GenBank genome assembly
GCUAAUCUUUUCCUUAGAAGUUUUGAACAACGACGAACUGAAGUCGUGGGUCCCGUCCCCAACAUACACGUAAUAUUCAAAGCAAUCCUUGCUGAGAUUAAGAUGAGUGAGUAGCUUCGGUGACGUGAUAACGCCGGAUUUUUUGUCAUGCUUGGCACUGUAAAAAACGGGACAUUGGUUCUUCCGAUCUCUUGAGCCGUAACAGUUUUGACAGAAUACCUUUAGCUUAGGGGGGGGCAUGAUAAAGAACAAAGCUAAGUUCCAAGCAGAUGAUGAGUUUUCUCAUGCUUUGGAAGUAAAUUAUGCUGGUUUUCGGAAACAUGUUCUGGAUAUAUGAAGUUGUGCGGGGAUUUUGUAAACUAUUAUCCAAUCACGAAAGACUAAGGGUUGACCCUGAAACUUCGAUGGUGUCAACCGCGUGAAACGCGCAGUACCAUAGAUCCGGUUUGUGUGACGUUCACAAGCUCAAGUUACUAGUACUACUAACUAUACUGCAUGUUUCUCAACCACAAGAAUGCACAGACAAGGAGCACUAGUACACCAAGCUAGUACCACAACCACUCAAAGACAUAUCACCAUGCUGGAAAAUGGAAUACAACAAGAGAUACUACACCGAUAUGAAAAUACUGGUUCAAGAUCAAUUAGUCAAUGUAGUAGACAACAAUAUCCAAUAUCCUAUGGUGGCGUUACAAACAGUGAUUGCACCCUAUCAUCGUCACAUACUGUCGCAACCUCUUUUUUUCAGAAUACAGAUCCAAGUAUUUUGCAAUCACGUGCCUAUGCAAACCCAUUGCUUUCACCCCAAUUUGGUCACAUUUGAAACUUUAGAAAGUCUGAUAUUUCUUUGCGCUUUGAAACCAACCAGUUGUGAUUGGUUGUGAUUGGUUGUGAACAAUGUGGAUCUGUCUGCUUGUGGAACAUUUGAAGUUUUGGGACUCUGGUAGGAGCACAACCAUUUCAAAGUUGACUGCUUUACGGUUCAAUUAAAAAACUUAUGUUGUUAUUUUUGCUCCAGCAAAUUGUUGAUACAGUGUGGAAGCAUCAAACAACCCAUAAUGCAGAUACAAAUUACCACUUAGAAACACUUGGCAGGGCUUCCUCUGCUGUGGAGGGCCAAUGGUGUUUCCUCCUGCAGUUAUGUUAUUAUGCUCUUGUUCUACUACAACUCUAUCACAAUCCUCCCCUUUAUGGAUCAAAUCUCUUCUCAUUGUCCUGAAUACUGUUCCGAAACUAUGUCCAAAUUGCAUCAUCAAUCAAGUGUCACUAAAAAUGACGAAAACUGCAUGCGCCCGGAGCCGUUUUUUGCUUCCUCUAGUGACCGACUAAGACUGCAUAAGAAUGUUCCUGUGACAAACACUUAUUAUUGCUUGAUAAAAUACACAAGACUAGCUUACUAUUGCUCCAUGUCCAGUCUUUCAAUGACCAGUAGAACCCUUUCAACCCGUAAACUGAAAAUCAUAUGCUAAAAUGGUGUCCCUUUCAGUAGCUAUUGCAAGUACGUUAGACUCUUUGACUACUAUAUAAAAUCUAUAUGACUGUAUACUUCUAUAAUAGAUCUAUGAAGUAGAAAAAGAAGCAUUCUAAUUGCCCAAAUAUUGAGCUUAUUCUAGUAGUAGUAAAGGUGUUAGGGUACAAUCAUUGAGGGACAGAGGAAGUACCAUUGUUGUAACAAACUGCCCCUCAGUACGUACGUACGUACGUACGUACCGUAUGUUCAUGGUAAUAUGUUGAGCUGCUCAACGGUUACGACCAGUCCCCGAAAUAAAGCUGUUCCUGUUCCCGCUCCGAAACAAACUCGAUGAGCCACCAGAUGCUGUAUUUUUUUUUCUUCUGUUCGAAUUUUGUUCACCUGAAACAAAGUCCAAUUUUGGCUCUCGAAGCAACACCAACAUCUGACCAAGAACGAAGAGUGUGUUCACUAUUGGUUUGCAGCCUUCGAGAUCUCCUCCGUAACUGCUGCUCUCCUAGUCUUCCGAAAAAACGGGAAGAAAGAACCAUGCCGAACAAGAAGCGCGGCCGCCCCAUCCCCCUCGCGGCCCCUGGCCUCCUCCGACCCAUGACGUCCCGGAAACGGGCCCGGCGGGUCACGACGAUGUUCCACAAGCUGACCAAGGAGCGAGACCAGGCACUCAAGGAGGGCGACGCCGACAAGGCCCGGUCCUGCGAGCGGAGCCUGGAGGAAAUGGGCGGGCGGCCGGAGUACCAGCGGGCCAGCCAGCUGAGCACCUCCUUCCACUCGACCUCCCGGUGGGUCCUGGGGCACCUGGCCAACAACGGAUGGCUGUACGGGAUCAAGAAACAGGCCUUGGACGAGAGCGGCGGUUCCACGAGGCGCGAGCGGAGAAAGCAGAGCGCGAGGCGGCGCACCACAAGGAUCCUCGAGGUCGGGGCGAUCAACACGGAGCUCCUGGACGCGGCGGGAAUCCCUGCAGCGGCAGCCACCGCACGUCCGUCCCCUCGGAAAGCGGCGGAUGCGAGCGGGGCCACCCCGCGGUCCACCGGCGCCGCGGCCAAGAACAUCCAUGUCCGGGCCAUCGACAUCCACUCGAUGGAGGAGCGCAUAGAGGAGGCCGACUUUCUGGAGCUCCCACUCGUCCACCCCGACCGGGAGGAACGCUACGACGUCAUUGUGUGCUCGAUGGUCCUGAACUGUGUCACGACGGCCGUGGACCGGGGGAAGAUGCUGGCGCUGCUCUACCACCAGCUCCGGCCCGGGGGGCUGUGCUUCUUUACGGUCCCCAAGUUCUGUCUGACCAAAUCGGCCUUUCUGACGCACGGCCUCUUCAAAAAGAUGCUUGGGGAGAAGGGAGUCGGCUUUCGGGUCGUCUCGACCCGGGAGAGCCCGCGGGUAGCCUUCUUCGUGCUCGAGCGGCCCCCGGAGGAAAAGGACGGCGGCGGCGAAGAAUCCAGACCGGCCCGCCAGCUGGAUCCGGUGUUUACCAGGGAGAUCAUCCGCAACAAAGGCAAGAAGUUCCCGAACCAAUUUUCCGUGGUGCUCCGAAGCGAGCAUGUGUUCGGAACGGACUGAUAUUGGUAUGGACAACGAUCGUUUCGUUUUGUUGCGAGCAGCGCUUUGUCUAGAUUAUUUCCUACAU